This is a messenger RNA of Ipomoea triloba (trilobed morning glory), 1083 nucleotides long. Its product is annotated as thylakoid lumenal 15.0 kDa protein 2, chloroplastic-like. Lineage: Eukaryota; Viridiplantae; Streptophyta; Magnoliopsida; Solanales; Convolvulaceae. The coding region runs from base 39 to 731 and encodes 230 amino acids. The transcript has 6 exons. The record is from RefSeq and is a predicted model, not a curated record.
UGUCGCAUCAGCACAUCACACAAAGUCUGGAUUUUGGAAUGGCCUCUUCGCAUCAUCAUCUUCUUCUUCCUCCCCUCUGUAUAUCUCUUUCAGCUCCACACCAUUUCCAUUCCAGUAGCCCAAGAAAAGCAUUUUUUUCCCAUUCCAAACACAAACAGGCUAUCCAAACCCAGAAGAAGCCAAUCAAAGUAAAUGCUAGUUUGCAAUCCAAGACUGUGAAUUUCUUGCUCUCUGGCUCUCUGGCUCUCGCUCUGUCUCUCUCAGGAGUUGGAUUUGCGGAGGGGAAGGUAGGGGUUAACAAGCCGGAAAUGCUUCCUAAGGAGUUUACUACUGUUAUUGAUGUUGCUGGAUUUCUCUCAGAUGGCCAGGAGAAAAGACUUGCACAGGAGAUUGCAGAUAUCGAAAAGGAUACUGGAUUCAAGUUGAGAGUUUUGGCUCAGAACUACCCUGAAACACCAGGAUUAGCAAUCAGGGAUUUCUGGAAAGUGGAUGACAGGACUAUAGUUUUCGUUGCUGAUCCUACUUUUGGCAACAUACUAAACUUCAAUGUUGGAGCGUCUGUGGAUCUAGACAUACCGCGUAGCUUCUGGAGCCGUUUGGCUGGGAAAUACGGGAACAUAUUUUAUUGGAAGGAAAAGGGUGAAGAUGCGUCUAUUGAAUCUGCUGUUAUGGCAAUAUCAGCCUGCUUGAGAGAACCAGUAGGUGCAAAUAAUUGCUCAGAGGUAAAGUAAUUCCAUGAUUUUGCAAUGCAUGUUAGGAUGUGAUGUAGAUUUUGUAGCUCGAUCUCCAUGUCAUUUGAAGCAAUAGUUAAUUAUUUUCUUCAAACUUAAACGAGAAAUGUUUAACUCAAAAUUCUUUCUUCUCAACCUCUAUUGUAAGAAGGAUUUACAAAUCCUUAGACUAUUGUAAAAGACUUAUCAACCAGGGGUAUUCGUCGAGGUUGGUAGUGGUGCCAACGUAACCAAAGAACAAGAGGACCAAAAUAGUGGAUUUUCGAAUUGUAUUGAAUAAAAUCCUUUCUUCUUAGGUGGUGGAUUAGCAUUGCCAAACCACUAUAAAAUCUGGGUUCAUACUUUCCCUAUC